Molecule: messenger RNA, 711 nt
Organism: Anoplophora glabripennis (Asian longhorned beetle)
Lineage: Eukaryota; Metazoa; Arthropoda; Insecta; Coleoptera; Cerambycidae
Exons: 5
Coding region: 1-711 (236 amino acids)
Source: RefSeq, a predicted model, not a curated record
AUGGUACGAUAUGAAAAAGAAAAUAGGGUGCAGUUCUGGAAGAGAGAUUCUAAGACGCUAGAGAAUGCUAAAAAUCAUUGUCCAAAGAUUUUUGAAAAGGCAAAUAGGGAUUUGAAAUAUUACAUUAUAAAAUAUUCAUGCAUUCAUGGAGGACAAAAAUUUAGACCAAAUAAAAAUAACAAGUCAAUACGGAAACAUGAAGGAACUUUAAAACAAAAUUGCCCCGCAGAAAUCAAUGUGAAAAUAUCGGAUGAUGGAAAGUCGCUACUGAUUAAAUCUAUGAAUAUUAACCACAAUCAUGAAAUUCCUACAGAAGAAAUAUUUAAACAUUUACCAAAACAAAGAAGACUUUCAGACGAACAUAAAAAAUGUGUUUUGGAAAUGAUGAAACUAAAAAUAAAUAAGAAAUUACUUCAGGCAGACCUAGUUGAAAAAACAGGGAACUCAAUAUUGUUGCGUGACAUAUCAAAUAUUGUUAAAAACAGUCAGGGAAAAGACAACCUGCAAGAAAUUAUCAGCAUUUUAAAAGAAAAAUAUCACUGCUUAAUUGAUCCAAACGAAAGGAAAGGCUUACAUGAACUUGAAAUUAUUCAAGAUUUUCAAGAAGUACUAGAACUUCAAGAGGAAACUGUGCCAGAAAUUAUAUGUGACAUGGAUCAUGAUACUGAAGAUGACAUAUCAUUUAUUAAUAAUAUAACAUUGCCGGUAUAG